AUGCUCGCCCGCAUGGCUCGCGAGUGGAGCGUGUUCAUGCGGCAGCCGGUGCUGCCGCGCCAUAGCAAGAAUUCGCACUCGUGGCUGCGUCAGGUCACGUUACUGCGUGCGCUGCUCGUGGCCGUCACCGUCUUUGCCUCCUGGGGAUACACACAACUGCUGGUGCGCUACGGCAGUAUCUCGCCGGCAGCUACGGUGCUCUUCACCACGGCCUACGAUGGUCGUGCGGCCGGUGACUUACCGCCGAUUUCACCUCCCUGGCGCCCGCCGUUCCGCGUUGUAGUAUCGCUAACGACAACGCCUAGCCGGCUGGACAAGGUUAUGGACAGUGUCCGCUCACUCACAAAGCAGAGCCUUGUACCAGACCAGAUUUACGUCAAUAUCCCUGAAGGGCCCAUGAAGAGACACCCGGAGCGCUCAUACGAUGAGACCGAAAUCCCGUCCGAUCUGGUGGGACUAACACCACUCGUCAAGGUGAAUCGCUGCGUGGACGACGGCCCGGCCACGAAAUUGCUGGGAGCUUUACGACUGGAACACAACGCGUCAACGCUAAUAAUCACAUUAGAUGAUGACUUCGAAUACCCACCGGAACUGGUAGCUUCGUUGACAUGGGAAGCUGUGGCCAAGCCGGACGACGUGCUGGGCGUGUGUGGAUGGGGAAUGCUGCCUUUGUGGCACGAGGUUGGCGUCGUGCCCGCCUACGUGCCGUAUUUUAUGCGUCCCAAUGGACGAUACGUGGACAUUUUACAAGCCUGUUGUGGCAAUGCGUAUCGACGUGGAUUCUUUACGGAUGUCGAGGCACUUGCAGACAUUCCGUCGGUCUGUGUGACAGUCGACGAUGUGUGGAUUGCAGGGUAUCUGCGGACAGUGGAACAGAGACAUAGUGCGUUAAUUAGCAAGAGAUUGGAUCCGUCGGAUCCGAAGUGGAAGAAGGAAGAAGCGCGCUCGUCCGAGCGACAUAUGACGCUCUCCAGCUUCAACCACGAACACCAAGUACAUUACAAGUGCGUCCAGGCCAUCGAGGAGAGGUUCCAGCGGCGAUGGACGCGUAACUUUGAAGAGUCUUAG
Molecule: messenger RNA, 1068 nt
Organism: Phytophthora infestans T30-4
Lineage: Eukaryota; Oomycota; Peronosporomycetes; Peronosporales; Peronosporaceae
Exons: 1
Coding region: 1-1068 (355 amino acids)
Source: RefSeq, a predicted model, not a curated record